UCUGUGGACGAAGGAUUAGUUGUGUCAGCACUUAGAACUGCUGGGAGGACUUACAGCUCAACUCUGCUGGAUGCGUCAUGGGCAAUUUUACAGCGAUCACUCCGCCAGAAGAGGACUCCCAACACUGAAUCUUAUCUUGGGAAGAUAUAUGCUCAUUCACAACUGGGGAAUCUUCAGAGGGCUUUUAGCACUCUGCAUGAAUUGGAGUCUACAUAUGGGAAUAUGAGUACAGAAGCUGCUGAAGAAUUGUUCUCUCCGUUUGCUUCAUUACAUCCACUGGUUUUAGCUUGCUCGAAGAAUGGAUUUGCGACUUUGGAUUCAGUAUACUUUCAACUUGAGAACCUGAGCCGUGCUGACCCUCCUUACAAGUCUGUUGCUGCUUUAAACUGUGUAAUUUUAGGUUGUGCAAACAUAUGGGACCUUGACCGUGCUUACCAGACAUUUGAAGCAAUAAGCAGUUCUUUUGGGUUGACUCCUGAUAUUCAUUCAUACAACGCGUUGAUGUAUGCAUUUGGAAAACUGAAGAAGACUUUUGAGGCUUCAAGGGUGUUUGAGCACCUAGUAAGUGUGGGUGUUAAGCCCAAUGCAACAUCAUAUUCUUUGCUUGUUGAUGCUCAUCUCAUCAAUCGAGAUCCAAAAGCUGCUCUCUCUGUAAUUGAGAAGAUGGUAAAUGCUGGAUUCACACCCUCCAGAGAGACACUAAGAAAGGUUAGAAGGCGAUGUUCCAGAGAGAUGGACUACGAGAGUGAUGAUUGUGUGGAGGCCUUGGCUAAAAAAUUUCAGAUUCGACUUGGUUCGGAGAACCGUAGGAACUUGCUGUUUAAUCUUGACUAUUCUGUUGAAUACCCAUCAUAGGCAAGAAUAAUAAAAAUAGGUUGCAGGUUCUGUUGAAUCGGAAUUCUGAACAACGAUUUUGCAGUUCACUGAAUUGCUCAUAGCAACGCAUUGCUAUUGAAUGAAGUUUGA
Carica papaya (papaya) is the source of this 966-nucleotide messenger RNA. NCBI's taxonomy places the organism in Eukaryota, Viridiplantae, Streptophyta, Magnoliopsida, Brassicales, Caricaceae. The record is from RefSeq and is a predicted model, not a curated record.